Messenger RNA from Penicillium odoratum, 504 nucleotides. RefSeq names its product MARVEL domain-containing protein. Gene Ontology annotation, cellular component: membrane. Bases 1 to 504 code for a protein of 167 amino acids. The record is from RefSeq and is a predicted model, not a curated record. NCBI's taxonomy places the organism in Eukaryota, Fungi, Ascomycota, Eurotiomycetes, Eurotiales, Aspergillaceae. The transcript is spliced from 2 exons.
AUGGCCAUAAAGAUUGCGGCGAAUAAAAUGUUCCAUUUUGCCCUGCGAGCGCUGCAACUCACCUUCGCCAUCAUCGUCAUGGGAACGGCCGGCUACGCUAUCCACAUAUUUCGCGGCCACACCGAAUACGUACACUUCGAUUUCGGCAACUUCUACAAUUACGUCGGUGUCCCUGAUGCGUGGGGCUUCUUAAUGUUCUGUGCUGGGUGGACAUUUUUGGACGUCAUCUUCGUCCUCGUUGCUGGAAUCAGGUUCGCGGAUCAUACAUUGAUUGGCUACGUUCGUGUCGGCGCCGAGGCUGUAGCUCUCUUAUCAUGGCUUGCUGGCUUCAUCGCUGUGGCUAUUAAUAUAGGAAGUAAUGGAUGCCCGGCAGAAGAAAAUCGCUGUGGGUUGCUGAAAGUGGCGACAAUCUUUGGGGCGUUGGAAUGGCUGCUAUUUGCGAUUACCACAACCCUGACCUUCAAGAUCGUAUUCAAAAGCGCUCGCCAGUCAGGGUCUUUGUGA